GCUGGAACGAGAAAAAGUAAGAAGCUUAAUUAGAAGGAGGCGAGGUACAGCAAUAAAAAUUGCAGUAAGUUCUUUUCUUGUAGUAAAGAUAAGUAGAUGUAAGCUGAGUAUCCUUGUUAGUCUUAGUCAUGCGCACGGUCGACCUGACGGUGGAAUACGGUUAUCCAGGAGGAAAGGAAAAUUUAAUACGCAAUGCAAGUAAUAGAGUAAAGCAGUUUGUUGGGGGCUCAAGAGAAAAAGCUGAUAUUCACGUUUGCAGUUCUUUCAUGCGGAGCUCUUACUUUUCAAUUACGUCAGCUCCCAGAAGCAGAUGAUCUGGAUAUGAUUUGUAAACAAAUUUGAAAAGUAAGAGCUGAGAAAAAUGUAAAUAGAAUAUCAAUAUAUUAUUAAACCAACAACAAACUGGCGAAGAAAUCUAUUACUUUUUUUGGAAACUGCAUACUGCAAGAUAGAAAGCAAGGGCUGUGGACGGGGAAAGGUAUAUUCUGCGUAGGUCCGCUCUGCGGUCUACGCACAACUCGACGAAGAUCCGGAACU
This is a messenger RNA of Amoebophrya sp. A120, 537 nucleotides long. The record is from the annotation of a GenBank genome assembly. Lineage: Eukaryota; Dinophyceae; Syndiniales; Amoebophryaceae.